Molecule: messenger RNA, 489 nt
Organism: Suillus paluster
Lineage: Eukaryota; Fungi; Basidiomycota; Agaricomycetes; Boletales; Suillaceae
Exons: 3
Coding region: 1-489 (162 amino acids)
Source: RefSeq, a predicted model, not a curated record
AUGUCGGUCUUCGAGCCCAAACUCAGGUGGGAGGCUGAGGUCAUUGAAUAUGUGCAGUUUAAUGAGCCAAGCAGACUGGCCUUCAAUGUUCCUUUGCUUGGUCCUCAAUUUCUGCCGCCAACUUAUCUGCAUGUCCAUAAGCAUCCAGGUGAAGGAGUCAUCAAGCCAGUUGUACAAUACCUCAAGCCUCUCAACAUCAUCCAUCCAUUUUACUUCCGACACCUUGCGCAAUGCCCUCGAUGCAGUUCCACUGAUGACACAGUUUGGGAGGGUUGGACCAGCACAGGAGCAAGAGAGCUCCAUGGCCUUUACUGCGAGGAGCUUGCACUAGGCACCCAGUUGUGCUGCAACAUCUGCAAAGAGUCAGCCAAGGACACAUCCAUGAACGGAACUCACCAAAGUCAAUGCGAAGCAACCGAGGGUGACAUUAAACAAUCUUACUGCUUUGCAACGACGAGUGCUGCAUUUUGGAAAUCCUGGGAGCACUGA